Messenger RNA from Electrophorus electricus (electric eel), 2398 nucleotides. It is a transcript of the gene alpl, whose product is annotated as alkaline phosphatase, biomineralization associated. Gene Ontology annotation, cellular component: plasma membrane. Gene Ontology annotation, molecular function: alkaline phosphatase activity. Lineage: Eukaryota; Metazoa; Chordata; Actinopteri; Gymnotiformes; Gymnotidae. The record is from RefSeq and is a predicted model, not a curated record. Gene Ontology annotation, biological process: dephosphorylation.
UUGUUUUAAUCUGUCCGGACUCGGACGUGGACGCGCCUGUUUGCUGACACCAUGAACCGAGAAGAAGUGUGGCUGUACGCGAUGGGCAUCCUCUCGGGUGCACUGGUGCUCUGUGUGCUGGCACUGCUGUGCUACUUCACCUGCCGGCUGGCAUCCAGGCUGCUUCCUGUGGGUGCCCCUCUGCACUUCUGAAGAAAGGGACGGUUCUGCCGCGCUCUCUGAGUUCCCCUGAGCACCUCGUGCUGGUUAGAUGGAUGGAUUCAAGCUUCUGCGGUGAGGGAGGAAGGUACCAGUCUGACGACACAAGACUCGGAGCGUGCUGUCCGGCUCAGGGACAGCGGCAGGCAUCUGGGAUACGCUGGUAUAACGACAGACUGAUGAAGGCUCUCGCACUCCUCCUCUCCUGCCUGCUGUGGGGGAGCCUAGCAAAGCCCAAGUUCCCCGAAGAGGAGAAAAAUCCAUCUUUCUGGAACGCGUGGGCGCAGCGCACGCUGAAGGACGCCCUGACUCUUCAGGUCCUCAACAGGAACAUCGCCAAAAACCUCAUCCUCUUCCUUGGAGAUGGUAUGGGCGUUCCCACGGUAACGGCGGCGAGGAUUCUGAAGGGUCAGUUGAACGGGUGCUACGGAGAAGAGGUUCAGCUGGAGAUGGACAAAUUCCCCUACGUGGCUCUGGCCAAGACGUACAACACCGACGCCCAGGUGGCAGACAGCGCAGGUACUGCCACGGCGUACCUGUGCGGGGUGAAGGCCAACGAGGGCACGGUGGGGGUCAGCGCGGCAGCCGUCCGGGGUCAGUGCAACACCACGCAGGGCAAUGAGGUCACCUCCAUACUGAAAUGGGCCAAAGACGCAGGGAAGUCUGUGGGGAUCGUCACGACGACGCGUGUGAACCACGCCACCCCCAGCGCAGCGUACGCCCACUGUGUGGACCGAGACUGGUACUCGGACGGAGAGAUGCCCCCAGAGGCGGUGCAGGCGGGUUGCAAGGACAUCGCCAGGCAGCUCAUGGAAAACAUCCCCAACAUCAACGUGAUUAUGGGUGGAGGGAGGAAGUACAUGCUGCCUGAGAACACGUCAGACGUGGAGUACCCCAGCACACGCGGCACACGCAAGGAUGGGAGGAACCUGAUUGAGGAGUGGGUAGACAGGACAAAGGACAAGAGGGGUUACUACGUAUGGAACAAGAAGGAUCUACUUUCUAUAAAUCCCUCUUCUGUCGAUUACCUGAUGGGACUGUUCGAGCCUGGAGAUCUGCCUUACGACCUGGAGAGAAACACUAGCAUGGAUCCGUCCCUCACAGAGAUGGUGGAGGUAGCUGUUAAGAUCCUCAAAAACAACCCAGAAGGCUUUUAUCUGCUAGUAGAAGGGGGCCGAAUAGACCACGGGCACCAUGAGGGCAAGGCCAAGCAGGCCCUGCACGAGGCUGUAGAGAUGGACCGCGCCAUUGGUCAUGCAGGCCUCCUCACCAGCCCUCACGACACCCUGACCGUGGUCACUGCCGACCACUCGCACGUCUUCGACUUCGGAGGCUACACCCGCCGAGGGAACUCAAUCUUCGGACUGGCGCCCAUGGUGAGCGAUGUUGACCAGAAGCCCUUCACCGCCAUUUUGUAUGGAAACGGCCCAGGGUUCAAGCUGGUAAACGGGUCAAGGGUCAACGUCUCCACAGUGGACUAUCAGCAAAACAACUAUCAGGCACAGGCAGCGGUUCCGUUACGCAUGGAGACCCACGGAGGGGAGGAUGUGGCCGUGUUCUCCCGGGGGCCGAUGGCGCACCUGCUGCACGGCGUCCAGGAGCAGAACUACAUCCCCCACGUCAUGGCCUACGCGGCCUGCAUCGGCCAGAACAAAGACCACUGCCAAAAGGGCAACAGCGCUGUCCGCUCCUCGGCACUUGCCCCGCCCACUUUGGGCCUCGUCAUCACAGUCACCUGGUUACUGUGCUGACGCCACAUCUGCUGUGAUUUAACUCCCGCCGUGGUCAGAGUACAGACAGACGUAGCCGGGGUUCUUCUCAUGGACAUUAGGGACAUUGUGAAAUUUUUAUGAAAGUGAUCUAAAGGCAAAUGAAAACUUUUAUUACGUGAAAAGGGGUCAGCUCUUGUGCAGUCCACAACUUAUGUAAAGUCAGCACCAUAUUGAUUUAACACACGUUGACAUUACCCUACAGAGUAAAAAUAGCAAGAUAGUUGGACCAAAUUUUUUUAAUGCAAGCCACUAACUGUCAAAAUUAUUCUAAAAAAUCGUGAUUAUAAUUUGUUCAUUUUAAUUCCUUAAUUAUGAUACUUUUAUCAUUUGUAAUUGGACGUCAAAAUCUACCUCAAUCAUUUUUAUUUACAUUUUCCUUAAUUUUGGGACUUGGGCUGUUAAUAAAAUAAUAUAAGAAAUGAUGAGAA